AUGCAACUCGCAGAGCUUAUCGACCCCAUGCGCGACCGUCUACAGCGCGCCCUCGACGAGCUCGCCUCCUCGCGCUCCACUCUUAAAUCCAAGAUGAAAGCCCUCCAGAGCCUCGAACGAGAGCUCGCCCAGGCGUGCUUCGACACCGCCAACGACGCGCAGGCCAAGGAUGCGUUCAUGGCCCUGCAGUAUACCUUUGAAUGCAAUAUACCCUCGCAUCUUUUGCCGUGGAUAGUCACCGCGACUGCGCGUUUGGAGGCCUUGUUGAGCAAGUCGUCGGCGGAUGACAACCGUGCCUCAGAAGCAGAGGAACUCGUCGCCCAACUUUCCCUAUCGCUCUCGCUGAUACAGGGCGUCGUGUUGAACCACGAGGCAAGCAAGCACUAUCUUGGCAGACGCUCAGCUCUCGAGAUUCUGCUAGACCUCCUCCUCGCCUCGCGUCAUGUCAAUUCAUCUUCAUCGUCGUCAUCGUCAUCAGACUCUCCGGCUCCAACCCAAGCGAUGCCAAGCACAACUCCCCCACUGACGUCAAUCGUCCUCGACACGCUCCUAUGCAUCCUCGUCGACUCCUCGAAAGCCCUGCGCGCAUUCGAAGAAGCCAACGGUGUCCAAUCAAUCGUCAAAAUUCUCAAACGCGCAGGCACACCGCGCGAAGUCCGCAUGAAAUGCCUUGAAUUCCUAUACUUCUACCUCCUCGAUGAGACACCGUCGCUUGAGUCGCUCACAUCGACCCAGCCCACGCCACCGCCCACAGCCCCCGCCACGCCAGCACGCUCCUUGGCCAGCCCGCCAGGGUCCGCGUCGUCCGGAGUAGGGUCAGCAAAACCCAAGCCCAAGCCCUAUCUCAACGCGACGCCCAUGCGGCCCUCCGCAUCCAACUCUUCUCGCUUCGGCUCGUCGAUCUUCCCCUCAACUUCGACGUCGUCUGCGGCUACGUCAUCGCCGACGCCUUCGGGGACUCAUGUGGAUGUGGAUGCAGCCAAGACGGGGGGGACGGCUGCGCUCUCGACGUCCGCGUCGUCCAAUUCGUCUGCGGCGUCCCGCUCGACGUCGGGCAGCUCGAGCUCGAACCAUUCGUUCUCAUCUAGCAUGUCGGCGUCGACGAACGCGUCGUCGAUGCUUGGCACGUCGCCUAGCAAGGCACACGCGCAUAGAUCCAAAGCCGCGUCGCCCGUGAAAGUGUCUUCGUCGUCCUCGUCCUCGCCCACGUCGGGGUCGGCGCUGCUGCCGAAGUUGGUGUCUGCGAAGAGGAUGUUGACGCCUAUUACGAACAGGCAGAGUGCGAUGGGGAGCACGUCCCCACCGACGUCGCCUCCUUUGUCCGAUUCACCUGGAUCUGCGUCGGCGUCGGCGUCUGCAUCUCCGUCUGCUGGGGGCAGGUUCCCGCAGCUACGGAGCAUGAUGAUGUUGAGGAAGGAGGUGGACUAUGUGCCGCUUAGCCCGACGAAGCCUAAUGCACCGUCGUCCUCGUCGCCGGUGCCACAGCCUGCGCUUGUGUCAACGCCCACGGCGAAGACGACUGUGGGUGGGCACAAGAAGAGUUUGUCGGCGAGUGCGAGUUUGCAGAUGCGUUCAAGGAGAAGUGGGGAUGAGAGUGGGAUGGGGAUGGGGACGCCGCCGCCUUUGCCGCCGUUGCCUAAUGCGCGCGCGUAUACACAUGGGCAUCAUAGGCACCAGUCGAGCGCUGCGGGGCUCGGGAAGCAUUAUUCAGAGGAUGUGAUCGCACGUAGGCAAAAUGAGCUUGAAAAGGAGAGGGAGAAGGAGCUGGAACUUUCACUUGGUCUUACCACCACCGCCGUUGAGAAGGAGAAAAAGCGGCGCGAGCAGGAGGGCGGGUGUUGGAAGACGACGGAGGAGAAGAAGGAGCUUUUGGGUACGAUGUUGGGGAAUGUGGAUGCGCUUGUGGAGGGCGUGCGGAAGGCGGGGAUUUGGGGGCUUGGUUGA
This is a messenger RNA of Psilocybe cubensis, 1944 nucleotides long. RefSeq lists its product as uncharacterized. NCBI's taxonomy places the organism in Eukaryota, Fungi, Basidiomycota, Agaricomycetes, Agaricales, Agrocybaceae. Bases 1 to 1944 code for a protein of 647 amino acids. The record is from RefSeq and is a predicted model, not a curated record. The transcript has 6 exons.